AGAAAUUGUGCUUGAGCACGUGUAAAGUGUCAUGCAGAGACAUGGCAACGUAAAGAUAAACGCUAUUUUUAAUGGUGAAUUUGUCGCAGGUGACAAACGCGCUAAUAAGUGUAUCACAACAAGAAAUUAUGAACUCUUUCAAUGCUCCGAUUUGCAUGAGUGGUACCAGUUACACGUCAUCGAGAUAAUCCUAGCAUCGUUGGAGGAAUUCCAAGAACGCGAUAGCGGAUGGGCGUUGUCGCGUAUACUAAAUUUAACAAUAAAUAUAAACAAAUAUAACCCUUUGCAUGCAGGAUGCAACAUCCAGUUACCAAGUAAAAUUAUGAUGAAGAAAGCGAUAGUUAAUGUAAAAUCAAAUGACAAUGCAUGUUUUGCAUGGUCAGUGGUGGCCAGUCUGCAUCCUGCUGAAAGGAAUACAGAUCGAGAAUCUUCAUAUCCACAUUAUUCUACGGUAUUAAAUCUGAAAGGCAUUGAGUUUCCAAUGACACUGCCACAAAUUAAAAAGUUUGAAAUUCUCAACAAAAUCUCCAUUAAUCUAUACUGCAUCGAGGAGAAGAAAUUAUCUAUUUUUCCUAUACGACUCACCGAACGAAAAAUGGACAAACAUAUAAAUCUGCUAUACGUGCAGGAUGACAAUGUGGGACAUUUUGCGUUGAUAAAGAAUAUGUCCCGUCUCAUGAGUUCACAACUCAGUAAGAAAAAGAAUAAGAAAUUCUUUUGUGAUCGAUGUCUACAUUAUUUUAGUUCGAACGACAAGUUGGAAAUUCACACAAUGGACUGUGGAAAGAUAAACGAUUGCGCUAUCAUAUUACCAAGCGAAGAUGACAAAUGGCUGAGCUUUAAAAAUUACUGUCGAAAGGAACGAAUGCCGUUUAUCGUAUACGCCGAUUUGGAAUGCAUCCUGGAGAAGACUGAGGAUGAGAAAAAUUACCAGCAUCAUCGAGUAUUUAGCAUAGCAUAUUAUGUACACUGUGCGUAUGACAAUUCGCUAUCAAUGUAUCGGUUUCAUCGCGAUAAGAAUUGUAUCGCGUGGUUCGUCGAGCAACUUAAAGAUUUAGCACAAAUUGUAAAUAAUAUUCUGUCGGUUAAUGUUCCCAUGGAUUUAACACAAGACGAUUGGAAAAAAUUUAACAACGCUACACAUUGCCACAUUUGUGAAAAACCAUUUACGAAUGAAAUAGAACGGGUACGCGAUCAUUGUCAUUUAACCGGUCGAUUCAGAGGUGCAGCGCAUUCAAAUUGCAAUUUAAAUUACAAAGAUUCGCAUUAUAUUCCUAUAGUUUUCCAUAACUUAUCUGGCUACGACGUGCAUUUUAUCAUCAAGGAAAUAGCUACAGCAUAUGAAGGACGAAUAGAUUUACUUCCGAUAACAAAAGAAAAAUAUAUUUCGUUUACAAAAAAUGAUCAGAAAAAUUGCAUAAAAUUAAGAUUUAUCGAUUCUUUCAAAUUUCUCGCAUCUAGUCUCGAUAAAUUGGCAUCUUUUCUUAGUAAAGAUAAGCUAUGCAUAAUGCAACGGGAAUAUAGUAAUUUAUCAACAGAAAAUUUCGAUCUGUUAACACGAAAAGGUGUCUUCCCAUACGAGUAUGUUGACUGUGUAGAAAAAUUGGAAGAGUCAUGUUUGCCACCGCGCGAAUUAUUUUACAGUUCAUUGACGGGUGACACAGUAUCCGAGAGCGAUUACGCGCAUGCUGUCAACGUGUGGCAGCGGUUCUCCAUCCGAACGCUCGGAGAUUAUAGCGAUUUAUACUUGAAAACUGACGUACUGUUGUUGGCUGAUAUCUUUGAGAAUUUUCGCGAUAGUUGCAUCGCGAGUUAUGGACUCGAUCCCGCAUAUUAUUAUACUUUACCCGGUUUUACGUGGGAUGCAAUGUUGAAAUAUACACAUGUAAAUUUCGAACUGCUAACAGACAUUGACAUGAUCAUGUUCAUCGAACGUGGCACACGUGGUGGUUUGAGUCAAUGUUCGAACAGGUACGCACAGGCCAACAACAAGUACAUGAAGUCAUACGAUCCAUCGAAAUCAUCAUCGUACCUGAUGUACUUUGAUGUAAAUAACUUGUAUGGUUGGGCAAUGUGUCAGCCAUUACCAUACAAAGAUUUUCGAUGGGUAGAUGACGUAACAAAUUUUAAUUUUAUGGACAUCGCGCUAGAUUCUCCAACAGGUUACAUUCUUGAAAUAGACUUAGAAUAUCCACAACAUUUACAUGAUGCGCACAUUGACCUACCGUUCUGUCCAAUGCGUGAUAAACCGCCCGGCAAGCGGCAAGACAAGCUCCUCGCAACCUUAUACGAUAAGAAACGUUACGUCAUACAUUAUCGUAACCUGCAGCAGUGUACUCGUCACGGCCUUCGAGUGACAAAAAUACAUCGCAUAUUACAGUUUGCACAAUCACCAUGGCUUCGCGAUUAUAUUCAGUUAAAUACAGAUUUCAGAACAUGCGCCAAAAACAAUUUCGAAAAAAAUUUAUACAAAUUAAUGAACAACGCAGUAUUUGGCAAAACCAUGGAGAACGUGCGCAAUCACGUCGAUGUGCGACUUGUGACAAAAUGGAAAGGCAGAUACGGCGCGGAGGCAAUGAUCGCUAUGCCAAAUUUCCACAGUCGUAGUGUCUUUUCAGAGAAUUUGGUUGCAAUCGAAAUGCGUAAGCUUGAGGUGAAAUUUGACAAACCAAUCUAUGUGGGUAUGUGCAUCCUUGACAUAUCUAAGACAUGUUUGUAUGAAUUUCAUCAUGAAUACAUGGCGCCGAUGUUUCGCGAGAAAUGUAAAAUUAUGUAUACUGAUACGGAUAGCUUAAUAUAUAACAUUGAAUGUGAUGACGUAUACGAAAUUAUAAAGCGCGAUAUUAAUAAAUUUGACACGAGUGAUUACGCGGUUGAUAAUGCAUACGGUAUUCCGCUUGUUAAUAAAAAAGUGCCAGGUUUAAUGAAGGAUGAAAACAAUGGUGCGAUCAUGACCGAAUUCAUAGGGCUUAGAGCAAAGAUGUAUGCCUUGCGCGUUGAUGGUAAAAACGACACGAAGAAAGUCAAAGGAAUCAAGAGCAACGUUGUGGCAAAAUCGAUAACUUUCGAUGAUUACACGCGAUGUUUACAUGAUGAGAUUGAAAUGACACGACAGCAGUCAAGUAUUAGAUCGAAAUUGCAUGAGGUGUAUACUAUAUCCGAAACGAAAAUUGCUCUUAGUCCGUAUGACGAUAAGCGAUAUAUUAUGUCAGAUUCUAUUGACACGUUGCCUUGGGGACAUUAUAAAAUACCAAUGUAAAUAAAACACUUAAUUUGUAUAAUAUAUGUAUAUUUGUGUAAUUGUAAUAAAAAUUACAAAUAUCUUGUAAAUAAGUAAUACAUUUUUUUACAAUACAUUAUCCUUGUGUAUCCACGAAUUGUGUGAAUUAUCAAAUCCCAGCCAUUUCACAUAAACCUCAUCCCCUCUUUUGCGUAAAAUUUUUUCAACGAGAUACAAGUUAGAAUUACCGACUCGCUGAAGCUCAUAUUCGUAAAAUCCACCGCUGAUAUGUUUUCCACAGGAAUCCUUCAAUAAAUACGUCACGGGAUUAGUUCUCUGCACUUUGGCAAUUUUAAAUAUCUCCAUAGUCCAAUUCGGUGUAUAACCUUUAUCAAAAAUGGUCUUAAAUUUGCUCACGCGUACCGAUUCACCCACUUUGAACCGCGCGGGUGCAGCAAUUUUUAUGCGACUAUACACAGUGGAUAAGAGUUUUUCGGCAAUCGCAGGGGUAACAUUGAUAGGUCGCAUACCAAUAGUACGAUGCCUUCGCGAGUUGUAUUCUAAUACGAGACGUGGUAACAAAUCGAUCCAUUUAUAAUUUCCAUUAAGCGUAAACUGCUUCCACAUGUCGUUCUUUAAUGAACGGUUGAACCGUUCAACGACUGAUGCCUUCAUUACGGAAUAUGUUGAAUAAUGAUUGAUAUCAUGUUUUUUCAAUAGUUUCUGUACCGUGGCGUUGUAAAAUUCUUUUCCUCUGUCAGUCUGCAAAUUUUUUGGACAUCUUUCAUCGUCUCGUAUUAUCUUUGCAAUCGCAUUAGCCACUUCAUUGCCACUCUUGGCCUUGAGAGGCACAGCCCAUGCAUACUUGCUCAAUACAUCGAUAACGGUGAGUAUGUAAUGGUAACCUCGGUUAAAUCUCAUGUAAGGUCGCAUCUCAACCACAUCCGCUUGCCACAGGGCAUCGUAUCCGCGAACAAUGACAUGCCUUCUCGGAAAAUUUCUUCUCGCUGGAGCAUGAAGUUCCUCCACUAACAGCUGCUUUUCGGAAUUGUUCAUGUUUGAUUCACAAAUGAUGGAGAGAUCUAAUGUAUCGUUUUUUCUACUCUGCGCUAUGAGUCACUGUAUCGAGUUGUCUUUGAAUUUUGUUAAGCAUAAUCUCCAUCUUAUUUUGGAGAGUAACAAUCUUCCUCUCGAUUUCGUCCUGGUGAUCUUUCAAAAUUUGUAUGCUCUGUUGUACAUAUCGUUUAUUGGCAGCAUCGCUAUCAUCUACAGGUAACGCUACGUGACGAAUCAUGCAUGACUUUGCAUCAAAAUUGGCGUUGACCUUGCAAAGAGCAUUAUCGCGGACGUAACUUCUUAUUAAUCCGUUCCAUUUGUAAUACGAUUCCGUUCCGCUACUUCCGAGCGAUAUCCCAAACUUAUUGAUUGACAUUUCAACGUUGACUAAAAUAAUAUGAAUAGCACGACUCAAUUUAUAAUUAAACUAGCUUCGCGAAGUUCCUCGAUAAUCGACAGGAUCUCGUUAUCGUGAGCGUUGUGUCCAGCUUGGCGUGAGGCCUCGAGCAAUCGAAGACGAUCGACGAGUUCGUUCGGAUCGUUCCAAUGAACGUAAUCAAUCUUGUUGUCGUUUAACGUAACGUUGUUCGGUAUACCUCGUCCAACUUUAUCCAGUGCUAACAUGGGGGAGAUUAUAUUUUUAUACUUGUGUCCUUUGUUACCUAGUAUUGGAUUAUAUUCACCAUGGUCUCGCCUAUGUGCGUUUGUAGUUAAUAUGAUAUCCUUAUACUUCUCUACAUCGUCAUUCGUGUAGAUAUCAGCGUUGGGUAUUUUCAUGAAAAUUAACUCGUACAGACCUUGAGUACCCUUGUAUCUUUUACCGUCUAUGGAUAUAUCAUCGUUCUUGUGCAAGUCGAUACGUUUGUUACCAAGCAUCGUUCCGGUAUUGUUGAAGUAAACUCCGUAAACAUUAUCUACGUUGACCGUUUUUUUACCGCUCAAAACAGCUCCCAUAUAUUUUUGUCCCAAUGGACCAUAAUGUAUUUGUAAUUUUUGUUGCCCCUCAGACGUUUCUAACUGUUGUCGAACGGACAUCACAAGCGGCUCAUCGGUGAUUUCGAAAACCUCUUCAACGGAGGGUGCAUGAUUCUGCAAUAAAUCGCUAUCUUGUAACAUUUGUGAUGCUUUAUUAAAAUUAAUUGGUACAGUUUGCAAUUUAAUUGGAGUAGAAGUCAUUAUUGAAUUAUUAAACGAAAUGUUCGACCGUUUUCGUUUUGGUUCCACGUAUUCUUCAUCUCCCGAAAAGAAUGCUUCACUCUCAGCCUGUUUAGACCCAUUUUCAAUGGUAUUUACAACUCCAACGGUAUUUUCAACAAUCUGUUUUAGAGGUUCAAUGAUUGGCUUAAAAUGUCUUUCCAAUGCAAUAUCUUCUUCCAUUUUACCCGUUUUUAAUGCGCGAUAUUUUUUGCGAAUUGUGUUACUUGUUUUUACAAUCUGUUUAGCUAUCUUCUCGCGAUCUAUGUUACUAUCCAUGUUGAACAUUCAACGUAUCGACAACAACUAAUCAUUCUACGGUAUUGCAAAGUCGUUAAAUCCUUUUCUAUAUCUUCCAUCGACAAGCGCGCUGUCCUUGUCUAUUACUAGAAAUCCAUAUUUUUGUUGCCAACAAAUCUGGCAUAAAUCGCAGAAAUCCUUGUAAGACAUGUCAGUGUUUACAUGAUCGUUGUAUACAUGCUUCAGAUUGGUGCCAUCCUGUUUGAACAUAAUUAACAAAUUCGCGUUGUCACGUAUAAGAUGCUUCGGUAUCUUGGCAUACGUCUGACAGAGAUAGAAGCAGUCAACGUUAGCAUGCCGGCCCAUUGCAAAGUACUCUCUUAUCGUAUCUUGCUUGUCGCAUGCUACAUCAUCAAAGAUAAAGAUGGAAUUCGGAAGCGCUUCGCUCGGAGGAAUGACGUUGCUGUUGUUGGAGAAUGCAAAAUACCCAACUUCUUCAAUCGGUGUUAAUAAGUUUUCCAGAUAUCGAUAUUUCGGCUGCUGAAGCGAUUUCGAGUACACAUACACGUUCUCGAAACGUACACCGUGCGGGCUUUCCAACAUGCUCAUCAACACGUUUGUCUUGCCACAAUUUUAUGGACCGCAAAUGAUGCCACGUAUAGAAAUCGGUAGCAUAUUUCCAUGUCUGCGUGUUUUUAUUUCGGGUGUUACCUUAUCAUCAAAAUUAAUUACUCUAAUUGCCUGCGGUUGCCGCACAAACCGCAUAUUUUCUUUCCCUCUACGGUAACAAUAAACUGAAAAAUUUCUAUUGCGGGUAGCUUCUAUUUAUAGAGGCGCGUAGAGUGAAAUCGCUCAGUAUGCAAAAUGUUUCUUAUCGUGUCAGAUAUCUGUGAUGUACACAGUUUGACUAGCGAACAGUUAAAAUAUAUACCAAAAGUUGUUUUGCUACAAAAGUUUCACAAUUACAUCGAUCAUUUAUGGGACAAAUUGCCCAAACAUAUAAAAACAGAUUCGGAGGUUCAACAGUACCGUCGGUGUUUCAAACAUUAUAAUUUACCGUCUCAGCAUACGCAUAUAGACGGUCCGGCACCGUUGAGAAAGAAUUGCUGCGAAUGCCUGCGAAAGGCUGCGGUUUGUUAAAUCGCGCGAUUAAUGCACUUCCUUUCGAAUUACAUAUCCCCGGUUAUCAGUAUUGCGGUCCAGGAACACGUUUAGAAGAGCGAUUGGCUCGAGGUGACCGAGGCAUCAAUCCAUUGGAUGCGGCGUGUCGUGAGCAUGACAUAGCCUAUUCGCACAGCAACGAUCUCGCGAAAAGACACGUGGCUGAUAAUAUACUCGCCUCGAAAGCAUGGAAACGCAUUACAGCGAGAGAUUCAAGUCUCGGAGAGAAAGCUGCUGCGACAGCAAUUUGGGCGGCUAUGAAAACCAAGAUGAAAAUCGGUAUGGGUCUGAAAUCAAAGAAGAAAAAGAAGAAGACAACACGCAAGCGGAUACUUCCGGUAGCAAAACGUGGUGGUAUCCUACCCGUCCUGCCAUUGUUGGGAGUUCUCGGGUCAUUGGUCGGAGGAGCGGCUGGAGUAGCAAAGGCCGUAAAUGAUAACAAAGCGGCACAGCGUCAACUGGAGGAAUUAAAACGUCAUAAUCGUGUCAUGGAAGGUCAUGGAGUUUAUCUCGCUCCGUAUAAGCGCGGCGGAGCAGUAU
Molecule: messenger RNA, 7411 nt
Organism: Solenopsis invicta (red fire ant)
Lineage: Eukaryota; Metazoa; Arthropoda; Insecta; Hymenoptera; Formicidae
Exons: 2
Coding region: 32-3259 (1075 amino acids)
Molecular function (GO): nucleic acid binding
Source: RefSeq, a predicted model, not a curated record